AUGUCGUCUUCAAAUGAAAAUAAUGACGCUGGUCAAGAUACUGACAACAACACAUCAACAACAAAUAUUUUUGGAUCCAGUACAAAGUCGUCAAUUAGUUCUCUGUUUGGUACUUCCACCGACGGAAACCAAACUGAUCAAACACAACAACAGUCAGAAUUAAACCAACCUUCCGCAACUACAAAUGCCCCUGCUUCUUCCUCAACUUCACUAAAGUUUGUACAUUCUGAUAAUUCUGGAGAAGGAGCGUAUGAUCUGUUCGGAACCAUGAAUACAACUAAAACCACAGUGUUUGGAUCAAAAGAUUCGGAAACGGUGAAGGAUUCACCCACCUCAGGAGAUACAAACACAGCUAGCUCGACAUCUCCAGCAAAUGCCGUUGAUAACGAAAAAUCAUUUGGUUCAGGACAUCAAAAUGGUAAAGAAGAAAGUAGUAAACCGUUUGGAGUGUUUGGAGUCUCGACAUUUGACUCAGCCAAAACAUCUAAUUUGUUCGCAGAUAGCCACUUUACAAGAGCAUCGGACGUAAUGAUGCCGUCACAACAUAAAGAACCACCAGUGCUUCAUACACACAUAGAAAAACCCAAGGAAGUGCAGCAUCUUGACCUGAGUAAGUUGACGGAAAGCGACUUUGUGGAAGGCUACGAUUCAAAUUUAUACUCAGUAGAAGAUAGAGAUGUUGAGAAACUAAAUAAGCAGAAGGAACAAUUAUAUUCAGAAAAUAAAUUAAGUACUGAAGAUUCCGAUCUUGAUAAGAAGAAAGAGGCUGAAAGUUCAACCUUAUUUACAACACCUGACCCUAUUAAAACAACAACAGAACUGUUUGGACAACCUGAUAGGUCACUAAAGACGUUUGAAACGUUUGGAUCUGGAGAUAAGGUAGCUCCAAGUCUAUUCGGCACAUCUGAACCAAAGACUGUUUCAUUGGGUUCAGUUACAGCACCCACAUUUAAUCUUGUGGAAACUGACCAGACUCACAAGGUCACAGAAUCCAGCCUGUCUUCAAAGUCGGAUAGCUUUACAACCAGCCUGACUGAGCAAGGUGACUCAAAAACAUCAUUGUUUGGGUCAUCUAAGUCAAACUUAUUUGGCGACACAACUAAACCGUCGCUAUUCGGAACAGAUGAUAAUAAAUUGCUGGCACCUGCCUCUGACACCAGCUUGUUUGGUUCUACAGAUAAGAAAUCGACGAAUUUGUUCGGAAGUACAACAACUUCAAACCUUUUCGGCACAACAGGACAGUCGAGUACUUCAACUAGUUUAUUUGGGACUUCAGAUACAAGUAAGACUGGUGGUUUAUUUGGCAGUACUACUUCUGGUGGGCUGUUUGGUACGCAGGAUAAGAGUUCUGAUACUACGAAAACAGGUACUACAGACUUGUUUGGAGCUUCAAAUAAAACAGAUAAUUUAUUUGGAACUACUACUACUGGAGGACUAUUUGGAACCACAGAACCAAGUAAAACAGGUGGCCUGUUUGGUAGUACCACACCUGCCACCACUAAUCUCUUUGGGACAACGGACUCUUCAACCACAACGAAUUUAUUUAGUACUUCAGAUAAAGCAACUACUAGCUCUACUAAUUUGUUUGCAACCUCUCAGCCAUCAACUACCGGGGGGUUAUUUGGAUCAACAGAUACAACAAGUAAGACCGGUGGUCUCUUUGGAACUAAUGAUUCAACAUCUAAAACAGGCGGAUUGUUUGGGACUACUAAACCUGCAACCACUGGGUUAUUUGGCACAGAAGAUAAACCUGCCACCGCUACUACAACAGGAGGGCUUUUCGGAACUACUGAAACUACCACUUCAGCUCCGUUAUUCGGGUCCACAGAUACAGCUGGAUCUUCCGCUAAGGAUCUUUUUGGGAAAUCUGACAAACCAGCAACAGGUGGCUUGUUUGGAACAACUGAUACGACUUCCUCUCUUCUAGGUCAGAAAGAUACAGGGAAGACUCAAGCUUUUGGAACAGAUUCAACGAAAACAGGAGACAUUUUGGGUCAGUCUGAUCCCCUUAAACUUAAAGAGACGGGACCAAAGGUCACAUUCUCAAUGCCAUCAACAGAUACAACAGAACCGACCAAAACAACGACCCUGGGAACAACCCAGACUUCAUAUGCUGGAGCACAGGAUUUAACUAAACUGGACGUAGACUUUAGCGUAACCGAACAGCACACAAUAGCAGAAUUACUAGAUAGCUGGGAAAAGAGAGUAGCCAAGAAGGUGGAGUCAUUCAACCUCUUCUCAGACAAAGUCUCGACAAUAGAUAGACAAAUAGUUCAACAAUGUAACAAUAUAAACAGCCUGCUAACAAUGCACAAGGAACUUUUGGAAAAACAUAAAAAAAUGGAAGCCUCAAUCAAGACAAUGGAAGAAGAACAGAAGAUGACACUUUCAGUAUUGGAUAAUAUGGAAAAGGUUCUUAAAGGGAAACUUGAGUCACUAAAUAAUCGAAGUAAUGGAUAUAAUAUGGUACAAGCAAUAACAAGGAACCUACAGGAACUAUCAGACCAGUUAUCAACAACCACAAAGGUGGCGGAAGAAACAGCAGAGGCCUGCCAACCAGAGCCACUAUACACCAUCGCAAAAGUACUCUCAUUCCACCAAGUGAGUCUCAUAGACCUUGAAAAGCAGUGUGAUGAGAUAGACCGAAGAAUUAAGGCACUCAACCCAAGUUUAACUUUAUAA
This is a messenger RNA of Theileria annulata, 2682 nucleotides long. Its product is annotated as Spm1 (nucleoporin) protein. Lineage: Eukaryota; Apicomplexa; Aconoidasida; Piroplasmida; Theileriidae. Bases 1 to 2682 code for a protein of 893 amino acids. Gene Ontology annotation, molecular function: structural constituent of nuclear pore; phospholipid binding. The record is from RefSeq and is a predicted model, not a curated record. The transcript has 3 exons. Gene Ontology annotation, biological process: RNA export from nucleus; protein import into nucleus. Gene Ontology annotation, cellular component: nuclear pore; nuclear pore central transport channel.